Molecule: messenger RNA, 3512 nt
Organism: Mugil cephalus (flathead mullet)
Lineage: Eukaryota; Metazoa; Chordata; Actinopteri; Mugiliformes; Mugilidae
Gene: pbx1a
Product: pre-B-cell leukemia homeobox 1a
Exons: 9
Coding region: 502-1797 (431 amino acids)
Biological process (GO): eye development; embryonic organ development; regulation of transcription by RNA polymerase II
Cellular component (GO): nucleus
Molecular function (GO): DNA-binding transcription factor activity, RNA polymerase II-specific; RNA polymerase II cis-regulatory region sequence-specific DNA binding
Source: RefSeq, a predicted model, not a curated record
CAAUAACAGUUGGCGCUUACUUUGUAUCCAACCCCUUCACGGGCAAGUUGAGACCUUAGCGCGUUUUGGCGCAUGAGGCUCUCGCGUAUGUCGGUGGGUUUUUUAUGAAAGGAGCACAGCGCGCUCCACUUUUAAUCAGAUUAGGAGCCUUUAGUGUUCAAUCCUGAUUUUUUUUUCCCCCCCUUGCCCCCUCUUCCCUACAGUAGCGGCGCAGGAGUGGCCAAAGCCAAAAGCAGCGAUUCAGAUCAGAUUUCACCUAAACCAGCUGGGAGAGAAACCGAGAGAGAGCGAGGGAGAGAGAGAGGGAGAGAGAGAGAGGGUUUGUCAGUCUCCCUCCUCCCAAAUCUAGAAAAGCUUACCAAGGAAAAAGGAGGAGUGUCGGGGCUGAGAGAGACGCCGAGGAAUCCAGAGGAAUUUCUGAGGAUAUUUUCGCACCUUUUUGCCCCUCUUGAUAUUAAAAUUUAAAAGUUGGAGGGGAGGCAGCAGGGACCGUGGUCAAGGAUGGACGAGCAGCCUCGGUUGAUGCACUCCCACGGGGUAGGCAUGGCCGGACACCCCGGCCUGGCGCAGCAUAUGCAGGAUGGCACGGCGGGGACGGACGGAGAGGGAAGGAAGCAGGACAUCGGAGACAUAUUACAGCAAAUCAUGACCAUCACAGACCAAAGCUUAGACGAAGCACAAGCGAGGAAACAUGCACUCAACUGCCACAGAAUGAAACCUGCUCUCUUCAACGUCUUGUGUGAAAUAAAGGAAAAAACAGUGCUCAGUAUCCGAGGAGCCCAGGAGGAGGAGCCCCCAGACCCCCAGCUGAUGCGACUGGACAACAUGCUGCUGGCGGAGGGCGUGGCCGGGCCGGAGAAAGGAGGCGGGUCGGCCGCCGCAGCCGCCGCCGCCGCAGCCACCGGGGGCGUCGGCGCCGACAACUCAGCGGAACACUCUGACUACCGGGCCAAGCUGUCUCAGAUCCGACAAAUUUACCACACGGAGCUGGAGAAGUAUGAACAGGCGUGCAAUGAGUUCACCACCCAUGUGAUGAACCUGCUGAGGGAGCAGUCUCGAACACGACCCAUUUCGCCCAAAGAGAUCGAGCGCAUGGUCGGCAUCAUCCACCGCAAGUUCAGCUCCAUCCAGAUGCAGCUGAAACAGAGCACCUGCGAGGCCGUUAUGAUCCUGCGCUCGCGCUUUCUCGACGCCAGGCGGAAGAGGAGGAACUUCAACAAGCAGGCGACAGAGAUCCUAAACGAGUACUUUUACUCCCAUCUCAGUAACCCCUAUCCCAGCGAGGAGGCCAAAGAAGAGCUGGCCAAGAAAUGUGGCAUCACAGUGUCACAGGUAUCAAACUGGUUUGGGAACAAGAGAAUCCGAUACAAGAAAAACAUCGGCAAGUUCCAGGAAGAGGCCAACAUGUACGCAGCGAGGACUGCGGUCAAUGCAACCAGUGUGUCGGCUCACGGCAGCCAGGCCAACUCCCCGUCAACUCCCAAUUCAGCAGGUUCUGCUGGCUCUUUUAACAUGUCAAACUCCGGGGACUUGUUCAUGAGUGUUCAGUCCCUCAAUGGGGACUCGUACCAAGGGGGGCAGGUUGGGGCCAACAUACAAUCCCAGGUGGAUACCCUUCGCCAUGUUAUCAGCCAGACCGGAGGAUACAGUGACAGCCUCGCAGCCAGCCAGAUGUACAGUCCACAGGGCAUCAACGUAAGACCUACAAACGGCGGCUGGCAAGAUGCUCCGACUCCUUCGUCAGUGACAUCGCCCACAGAAGGACCCGGAAGCGUUCAUUCAGAUACUUCCAACUGAAUCCAUCCGUCUCUACACCUCAUCCACAAACAACAUGGACUGACGUUGCUAUUCACAGUAUUAAAACAAACAGGAGUUCACCGUCCCACAGUUUUGGUGAGGUGCUGUGAAAUCCUAACCAGAAAAACAACAACAAAAACAAUAAGAUUUCCUCUGCUCAUAACGCUGGACUUUUGGGAUACAAACAACAAGUUUCAAAAUAGGAACAAAAAAUAUAUAUAUCCAAACCAAUCAGUGAAGACGUUUGUACAGAUUUCACAUUAUAAUCAGAGGGCUGGGGUUGCUUAUUCACUCGUAAUGUUUUCACUCAUUAUGAUGACAUGAUAAGAUAAAGUAAAGAAAUAAAAAUCAUUGGUUUUAACUGAAAAAUCCUUCAUUCUACCUCUCAGCCACUAAAAAAAAAGUAGAAAAAAUGUCAGUGACCAUUAUUUGUUUUGUAAAAAUGAAACUUUUGUCUUUGCAAGCAAGAGGCACAUCUUCUUACUUACAUUUCGUUGUCUCUCACCUAUUCUAUGGUACGCCAUUUAGACUUAAAUAUUGCUCAGUUGUUUACAAUGUGUGCUUGAUGAUAAAAGUAUGUUCAUCUUCCCCCUCUGUCUCCGACGAGUCCAAACCGAGGAGAUUUUUACCUCUAAGGUAACCCUGUGAAGUAUGUUAUCUGUAAAACAAUAAAUAAAUACUUGUCAUCAAAUCAGACAAGCUUGACAUCCUUCAUUAAGAUGCGAGGGCCUUCAGUCGCGUCGCGCCGUGUUGGUUUUGGUUUCGGCAGCAUUGUGGUAGUUACUGAUUUACUGCGUCAAUAAGAAAAACAGGAAUUUUCUGUUGAUCUUUGCUGGACGAGGAGAAAACUUUAUUGAUAUCGCCGCAGAAGAAUUUAUGACGACACCAAAAUGCUGAUGUAACCAAAGCAACGCCAUAAACAGUCCUCAAACAUCCAUUCAGCGACAUAUUUACUGCGCCGUUUAUUUUUCUACUCAUCUGAAUCAUCGUAUUUUGUUACUUAGCUCUGGUGCUACAAUUUUUGCCCGGUUGGAGAAAAAAAAAAAUAAUAAUAAUAAUAAUAGAAAUAUCACUUUCUGCACAAAAGAAAGUUUGUCAAGGACGUCUGUAACUGAGUUUGUCUUUCUACACAUGAAGCCACAAUCCACUUAAACGGGGAAGUCAUUAUGUUAAUAGAGUUUUACGUUCUUACACAGUGGAUCUUUGCUCCUGUAUCGACAGCAGCAGGUCCGGAGAAGCUUGUAGCAUGAAGCACACGGAUCAUCUGGACGGGGCCUGAACUGCUGCUGCUCAGCUGAGGACAAUUUGAUGUGAAGACAUUCCACAUUUUCUCAAAGUGUUUAUUUGCAUAUAGAUCAAUAUAUUAUCCUGCUGGUACUGCUUUAGUAACCAUGGAGUUGACACCAAAACAAACACAGGAUCCGCGCAGCACGAUCGGGCUGACAAAGAAAGGACGAUUCUUUCAAAUAAUGUGUUUCUGAGCGGUCUAACCUUGUUUAUAGACACUUUUUAUGUUGUGUGGCCUCUUCGGUUUUGUAUUUUUUUUUUUUUUUUUUGAAUGGUAUGCUUAAUGUAGGCUUUUUUUGUUUUGUUUGUUUGUUUUCCUGUUCUUGUGAAUUAGCUCAUGAACUUUCAACAUGUGUUUAUGUGCGCCAUUGUGCUUGACUUGCUUUGUUGGAAAGGGUUUUCAGCACAUUAAAAUGAUGUGUAAUACA